AAACAAUAUGGACGGAAUAUGUGCUUGACUGUGUUGAAGUGUUGAAAUGCCCAUCUUAUGUUGUGUGGUGCAGAACUGGACGAGUCCCACAUGAAGCACAAGCGGAGGGUGUUGCAGACCGCUCCACCCCUCCCCACCGAGCCUGUGUCGAGACCCGCUCCAUCAGAAAUCGUUCAUGCUCCGUCAAAAAAAGAGGUACACGGAGCACACCUGGGAGAGGUCUUAAAAGGGAAGGUGGGGAUUAAAUUCGAUUUGACUCAUUUCAGCAGUGAACACAUGUUUCAGCGGGCUGCGUUGUAUGGAAAUACUGGGAUGACUUGUGCUGGGAGGAAAACAGUCACGGAGGACGUAAAUAUUUGCAUGCCCUUGUUCACAGCAGUAACGCUCGUCGACUAAACUCAUCAAGAAACCUUUAUCGCGAAUGCUGAGGAACUGCACGCUCUUAACACGGCCAGUCAACGACUGAAAUACGCAUCCUGCUCCUGCAAGAUCGUGCUGUAAUUUUAUGUUGAACGGGACUGUCAAGAGUUUUUGAAGGUUUACGGGACUGUUGUUCCUAAUCUGCGGUCAUGCCGCAGGCAUCAUCUGAUCUCUUCCCUACUUGAAGGGAUUGAGUUUUUCCACAAAAAUAGAUACAUUGGGUUAUGGAGGUUUGACCUAAUUGGGCUGGGAUGCUAGUUGUUGCAUAUUUGACAUAAAAUAAAAAUUAUUUUAUUAUACAACUAAAUACGCAUGCGGAACCGAUAGUUUAUAUAAGUAAACUAAACAAUUUGCGUUACAUGAGUCUGGUGUGAGUGAUGUAACAUGUAGCCUACAUUUUGACAGGAAUUUACGCUAAUUCUUCAGGAAAUUGAGUGAGCAUUUUGUUAUAGAUUUUGUUUGCAAAUUCAAACGUUUACUAAAAGUUUACACGGUGAAAGUGUUUAUACAUUUAUUUAGUAAAUCCAUAUUCAUCUAGAAGUUUAUUGCCUGUGUCAUCUGUGAGAUGACAGGUGUAAAGUGAGCACAUAAUUGGCGCGAAUUUACACUUUUAGGGGCCGUUCGCCCUGAACGCGUUUUCGCGUGCUUCCGCGCUGUUUUACACUUGUUUUACUAUAUACACAAGCACUUCUAGAACGUCUUUAGCGUUGCUUUGUGUCUCGCUAAGUCACGCGCAGGAGUGCCGCAUUUUUAGACGCCGUGUCAGUUCAAAAGAACGUCAGUUAUUAAAACGCGUCACGAGACGCCUGCGUUCUGCUUUAUACCUUGCGCUGCGCCGAGCUUUACGGUCCGAACGCACACAACGUAAACAAUUUGUCACAAGCAAACUUUACAGGAGCGAUAACGCGUCAACACAAAUGUAAUCCCAUAUGCAACGUAAAAGACUUCGAAAAGUUGUCUCCGUUUGCUGUUCUUAUUAAUGUGUACGCAUUUUGAAAGUAUGCCCAGUCGUGAGGCCCUUUGAGCCUCUAUAACCAAAUAUGGGAGCGAAGCAGACGAAGGCCGUGGGACAGGAGGCUGGAGCGAGUCCUCCGAGCGCAGGAUGGAAACGGACACCCACAAAAGAGCGGGGCGACAUCCUCAACUCUUCAAUGUUGAGGUCAGGGGAUAAAUUGAGGAGCAGCGGGGCUCCUCCACCCUACCAGCGACGCAUCGGGAUGAUACAAGAGAUGAUGCUGAUGGCAAAGCAGGGGAAACACGACGAGGCGACAGAGAUGCUGAAAACUCUCCGGCAGGAUCUGGGAAUGGAGUCAACCUCUCUGGACGAUGUUCUGUAUCGAUAUGCCAGUUUCCGCAACCUGGUGGAUCCCAUUACGCAUGACCUCAUAAUUAGCCUGGCCAAAUAUGUUCACUGCCCAAAGACGGAGGGGGACGCUCUGGGUGCCAUGGAGAAGGUGUGCCGUCAGCUGACCUACCACCUGAGCCCACACUCACAGUGGAGACGGCAGGGGCUGCUAAAGAGGAAGCCGCAGUCCUGUCUGAAAUCUGUUCUUUCAGGCCCUCCAUCCAGUGGGACAUUAGACCUCUCUGGCAUCCCUCUUGGCGUAAAAGACAUGGAACGACUCUGUGCCUAUCUGCAUCACCAAGCAUCCCACAUCUGCAGCAUGGAGUUGGGCUUUACUGAGCUCACAGACGAUGCCUUCCUUCUGCUCCUCCCUACACUGACGUCCCUUCCCCACCUCGAGACUUUGGCCCUCAAUGGCAACAGACUGACCCGCGCAGUGCUCAGAGAGCUCACAGACACGCUGAAGGAUCCAGACAGCUUUCCCAGCGUCACUUGGAUUGACCUGGGGAACAACGUGGACAUCUUCUCCCUCCCACAGUCUUUCCUGUUGAGCCUGCGCAAACGUUGUCCCAAAAAGGGCAACCUACCCACCAUCCUUGAGUUUGGAGAGAGCCAGGCCAGUGAACCAGAGGGCAGAGUGGAUGAGGAUGAUGCAGAUGAUACGAACAGGACAGAGAGCCUAGGAGAGCUCAGGUCUGAGGUGGAGGAAGAGAUUGAUGGUGAGAUGGAGAUCGAAGACAUGAUGGAGGAGUUGCUAGACUUUGAUAGGGAGGUGCAGGGUAAGGAUGAGGAUGACAGUAUGUGGACCUUGGAGGAGCAAAGGUUGGUGAAAGAUCCAACCAUUAGACGGAGCAAAGAGAAGAAACCGUCUAAAGCAGAGGACGAAGAGGACUUGCAUAGUCUGUCUUCCCAUCUGUCUUGCUCCAGCCAGUCUCAGCACUCUUCCGGAGCCAUUGAGCCUCUGAGAGAGGACUCUGUCCCAGAGCAGUUAACUGGUCAUUCAGUCAACCCUACCUGAUCAAAGCCACUGUCUAAUUUGAUUAGACAUUGCAACCUUUCUGCCCUUUAGGAAAAAGAGAAUGGAAGCAUCUGCCAGGCUGUCAAACGUUCUCAGUUUGGUGCCAAAACUGAGAGAGUGAUGUUCAUGUAGUCAUGAAAUUCAACAGGUUUCAUAGGGUUGACAAUCACUGAAACUGAAAUGUAUGCGUAAUUGAAUAAGGUAUCACAGUGAUGUUGCUAUUGUUAAUGAUUGUCUAUUGUUGCAAAGGGAGAACAUGAAAUGUACACAACUACAAGAAUAUACACAGAUUACAUGUUAUUAUACCUUAUCAAACUCUGCUUUGAAGUUUUGUAGUCAGGGUUUCCCCCUCACUUUCAUAACCAUUAACCUCUGCCUAUGUGCCUGUUCACCACCCGGCUGGAGAGGUGUGUGUGUAGGAGUGUAUUUUGGUGUUUUUCAUUGCUUGCGAGAGAUAGAUGUAUGCAGGAAAUCAAAAACUCGGGUAGAUUGGGCACCUCCAGAUCUUAUAUUAAAUUAUGUGUCCAUCUAUGCCUCUAAGUGUUGCAAGCACCACAUUCUCUCCAGCAGUAGCAAAUCUAAAUUCUAUUCAGUACUGUAAAAUGAAUAUGCAUGUCCCAAGUGUCAGAUGGAUGGGACACAGAUGAGAUCAUAUUAAGUGCCCAUGAUUUUAACAGUAGAAACCAAAACCUCUUGUCAAAGUAUUGCCCCAAAAUUAUUUGUUUGUGUGAUACUGAGCAGUGCUUUAAAAGGGACUGAAGCCAAAGAGAAAAGACUCCCUCCACAUAUCCACAUGUCGUAUAGCUACACAAGAGUAAAAUGCUGAUUGUCUGUUGUUCUGCUUGACAUGAAUAUAGAAGAGAAUGCAUGAUGUGGCUUUUGACGAGUUGGUUUUUCAGCUCUGUUCUUUAACAUAGAUCUUAAAAUAAUUUAAAAUUACAUUAAUGUUGGAUUUUAAUUGUGCAUUGAUAAUUAAAGAUUAAGAUAUUUCAUAAUAUAAACGUCUAUAUAGUGCCUAAUUAUCUGAAUACAAUUGCAUUAGUCAAAAGUAGUUCUAAUAAGCCUGUAUGUAAUUUCAAUAA
This is a messenger RNA of Xyrauchen texanus (razorback sucker), 3865 nucleotides long. RefSeq names its product leucine-rich repeat-containing protein 75A-like. Bases 1461 to 2783 code for a protein of 440 amino acids. The transcript has 4 exons. NCBI's taxonomy places the organism in Eukaryota, Metazoa, Chordata, Actinopteri, Cypriniformes, Catostomidae. The record is from RefSeq and is a predicted model, not a curated record.